Molecule: messenger RNA, 2090 nt
Organism: Lytechinus variegatus (green sea urchin)
Lineage: Eukaryota; Metazoa; Echinodermata; Echinoidea; Temnopleuroida; Toxopneustidae
Product: haloacid dehalogenase-like hydrolase domain-containing protein 2
Exons: 7
Coding region: 363-1142 (259 amino acids)
Biological process (GO): dephosphorylation
Molecular function (GO): phosphatase activity
Source: RefSeq, a predicted model, not a curated record
GAAAUGACAAGGAAACUUCGUACCUACCAGCGAGCUUUCGAUCUAUCUAUCUGCUACCAAACCAGGUCAGCCAAGGAUCAAUUGACGCGGAACCGAAGGGGAGCAGGCGCCAAGACUUCCCCGGGAGAGUAGUUCAGGACGCUGGUCGUAUAUCAGUUGCACGUUCACUUAUGCUAUGCACUUAUUGACUUAAACUUGCACUGUUGCUGCAUCGCUGCAUAGACAUAGUGCAUCUGCCCCUGCAGGCUGCAGCUUCUCAGUCGUACCGACCUGCAUGUACUUCAUAUCUACCCGGUGAGCAGCAUACAGAGACCUUGAGGUUCAAUCUUGGAUGCUACCCCUUCCAGAUGUGAGAAUACGAUAUGGCAAGAAUGUCCAGACUGAGAGCCGUACUGAUAGACCUUAGUGGGACUAUUCACAUAGAGGAUGCUGCCAUACCAGGAGCUGUAGCAGCCCUGAAGUGUCUGCGAGAGAAAACUACAAACAUCAAGUUUGUAACCAAUACUACCAAGGAGAGCAUGGCGAUGCUUCACAGCCGUCUCACAAGGAUUGGCUUCGAUAUCAAACAGAAUGAGAUUUUCUCUUCCCUUACUGCUGCAAGAAAUAAGAUCAAAGAAAUGGGCUCUAGACCAAUGUUACUACUUCAAGAUAGUGCAAAGGAAGAUUUCAUAGAUAUUUGUACAGAUGAUCCAAACUGCAUUGUGGUAGGCCUAUCUCCUGACAGUUUCAACUACAACACAUUAAAUCAAGCAUUCAGAUUGAUUCUUGAUGGUCAUCCCCUCAUUGCGAUUCACAAGGCCAAGUAUUUCAAGAGGCAUGAUGGGUUAGCCCUCGGACCAGGAGCAUUUGUUGAAGGGCUAGAGUACGCAACAGGUAUCACAGCUACGGUGGUGGGCAAACCAGAGAGGGCGUUCUAUGAGGAGGCUCUGAAAACGAUGUCUUGUGUUCCUGAAGAGGCUGUGAUGAUAGGAGAUGAUGUAGAAGGUGAUGUAGAAGGAGCACAGCGCAUAGGCAUGAAAGGCAUCCUUGUGAAAACAGGUAAAUACAGAGAAGGUGAUGAAGAGAAGAUAGCUCAACCUCCGACGGCGAUAUGUCAGGACUUUCCUGCUGCUGUUGAACUCCUGCUGAGAGAUUACUUAUGACACGAUACCUUGUGAAAUAUCUACGUUUUCAUCAUAAUCACUAAAAAUUAUUAUUGUGCAAUCUGGUGCUAAAGAAUGCAAGUAGGUCCCUGGAUUGUUAUUGUGGCUGCCUUUUGUAAGUCUUUAUGCAGAGGAGUUUCAUUCUCUAUAUCUAACUGUUGUUAUUCGCAAGGCUUGUCAAUGAAAAACAAGACCCAUGCUAUGGUUUCACAAGUGUAUAUUUUAUUUAGCAACUCAAUAGCGUAAACUUCAACACUUUCUCUGUAACCCUGAGUAUAUUAGUGAAACAGUGACAGUUAAAUAUGAUUAUAAAGAUUCAAUCUCACGCUUUUGUCUGUUCUUGAGUUCCUAGAGUGCUUCCUGCAGGGAAAGGGAUGUUGUGUCGAAAUCCCCCUGCUCGUUUAGGGUGAUGCCCAUCUCCAUCAACGUUUACCUUUUUUGAGUAUUCAAAUUGCUUCUUUUUCUCUUCCUUCUUGAAUAUUGGGAUGGAUAAGGUUGCUGAAAUGUUUGUGUGUCAACCCCGCGCUGCAAUGCGUGUUUUUCUGAGAGAAUUUCCUCAUCUGAGGCAGCGGGGAUGUCUUUCAUAUAACAUUGGGUGUGGCAAGAGAUGGACGUUCUUGCUGUAUGAUCAUGAUCCAAGAGCUCUGACUGCAGAACCAAGAAUGAGCAUGUAAGCUCGAAUAACGAGAAUGUACAUAAAAAAAGGUUACAUACUACAGCUGUUCUCAGAGGUAUGUGUUCAAUAACGAACAUAAUUCCACAAUUUCACAACUUCCGGUAAAGCAUCGGAAUAGUUGUCUUUGUCUUGUUAAUUGAAAUUUGAUUGAUUCAAAAUUAUGGGGGAAAAAUGGAUGUCACCAAAGCUAUCAAAAAAAAAAUGAUGACUUCAGAUAAUCACAGCAGUCAUCAAAACCCCCAAGUUUUAGACCUCUUAUACCUCAUGGCGGA